Strongyloides ratti is the source of this 852-nucleotide messenger RNA. RefSeq lists its product as hypothetical. Bases 1 to 852 code for a protein of 283 amino acids. The record is from RefSeq and is a predicted model, not a curated record. NCBI's taxonomy places the organism in Eukaryota, Metazoa, Nematoda, Chromadorea, Rhabditida, Strongyloididae. The transcript is spliced from 2 exons.
AUGGAAGGUUCUUCACCAGAAUCUACAUCAAAUGAUAAUUUUAAUACAAUAUAUUAUAAUAAAAAUUUAGUCUUUACAAGUAAUUCAAGUGAGAUGAAUAAAGAAAAAACAUUAAAAAAUAAUUGUAAUACACUUUCAUCAUCUUUUGAUAUACCAUUAACAUCAUCAUUACAAUUAAAAGAACAAAAUCAACAUAAUAUAUUUGGUUCACAAAUAGGUGCAGAAAUAAUAGAUGAGGCUGUUGCAAUAGAAUAUAUUAAAAGAAUGAAAUCAUGGUGUCCAUCACAAUGUUUUGAAGUUUUUUUUGGUAAUGUUGAAGAUACACCUAUAGAAUUUAUGAAAAUUAAUCAAUUAAUAUUAGCACAGGGUGGUAAUUGUUAUGGUGGUAAUAUUUUUAAAGUACAAAAAUAUUUAUUAUCAAUACCACAAUUACUUGUUAAAAAAGGAAUAUUAUCACCUGUUAUUUUAAAUAAUUCAUAUAUAUGGAAUAAUUGGUUAAGUGAUCUAUCUAUACAAUUAAAUUCAGUAGAAUGGCAAGCAUUUUGGUAUAUUUAUACAAAUGUUUUUGGUUUACAUACAUUACCGUUACAUUUAAUAAGUUUUUUUAAUAUUUUUGCACAAAAUCAACAAAUAUCUCAACAGUCAAUUGAACAAAUUAUUAUGAAUGCUCCAUUAAAUCCUUCAUUUACUUCCUAUACAACAUCAUAUCUUAAUUCAAUACCUCUAAUAAAUAAUACUAUUGAUGAAACUAGUGUUUUACGAAGUAACACCAUAAAUCAAAAACUUUUUGAUGAAUUUAAUACGUCACAAUUAUCAUCAUUCUAUAUGGAAAAACAUGGAUAUAUCAAUUAG